Messenger RNA from Pistacia vera, 4978 nucleotides. RefSeq names its product glutamate receptor 2.7-like. The record is from RefSeq and is a predicted model, not a curated record. The transcript has 7 exons. Gene Ontology annotation, biological process: G protein-coupled receptor signaling pathway. Gene Ontology annotation, cellular component: plasma membrane. The coding region runs from base 303 to 4760 and encodes 1485 amino acids. NCBI's taxonomy places the organism in Eukaryota, Viridiplantae, Streptophyta, Magnoliopsida, Sapindales, Anacardiaceae. Gene Ontology annotation, molecular function: glutamate-gated receptor activity; G protein-coupled receptor activity.
UCUUUGAUUAAAGGUCUUUGUCAGAAGCCAAGAAUUACAUAAAAGUCAGAAACCCCGUUGUUAAUCUGAUGAACAACGUAAUAGAAAAGUCUCUUCCACUUCUUCCUUCCCAUAUAGGUGACUUUGACGCCAGUCGAGUGGACCAACAAAUUUCCGAACUUUUUUUCUUAUUGCAUUUAAUGCUGAGUUUUGGAGAUCAAUCUGCAGUGGCAGCUUCCUGGAAUGAACACUGACACGCUCACAUGAGUCCUGAAUAUACGAAACUGUAAACAACAACGCUGAAACAAGAGGCAUUUACGUCAAUGGCAAGCCUUAUGAAGAUGAAGGACUACUUGUUCUUGUUGUCGUUUAUUUUGGUGAUGAGAUGCGUUUCAUGUGAGCAAUACUCAGCUUCAAAUCAUACGGUGAAAGUGGGUGUGAUUCUGGAUUUGAAUUCCAGUGUGGGAAGAACAGCCUAUUGCUUUAUACGAGCGGCAAGCUCCGACUUCUACGCCAAGCACGCUGAUUAUCGAACCAGACUCUACUUUCUUUUCAGGGAUUCUCGGAAUGAUGUUGUGGCUGCAGCUUCUGCCGCUUUAGAUUUGAUGAAGAAUGAACAAGUGCACGCCAUCAUAGGACCUCAAAGCUCAUCCCAAGCUCAGUUUGUGAUAGAACUGGGAACAAAAGCAAAUGUUCCAAUCAUCUCAUUUUCAGCCACAAGUCCCUUUCUUUCUCUAUCUGAUCAGACUGAUUUCUUCAUUCGCACAACCCAUGAUGACUCCUUUCAAGUGAAAGCCAUCGCAGACAUUGUUAUUGCUUAUGGUUGGAGGGCUGUUAUCCCAAUCUAUGAAGAUACAGAUUUUGGCAAUGGCUUGAUUCCAUAUCUCAUUAAUGCCUUUCAAGAGGCUAACAUUUUAAUGCCCAAUAGAAGUUCCAUUUCGCCACACUCUAAUGGCAGCCAAAUUUUGAAGGAGCUCCAAAUGCUUAAAACCAUGCAAACCAAGAUUUUCCUGGUGCACAUGACUGCUUCGCUAGGGUCCAAGCUCUUUGUACAAGCGAAGAAAGCUGGAAUGAUGAAGGAAGGAUAUGCGUGGAUCGUCACCGAAGGACUAUCGACUUUGUUUGAUCCUGUAGUUUCCAAAAGCAUGCAUUCAAUGGAAGGUGUUUUGGGUCUAAGGACACAAUUACCCAACUCAAUGAAGAAAUUUAAACAUUCCAAAUCGAAAUGGAUGAAGUUAUAUAAGCCAAAUGGUUCGAUAAGUAUCGAAAACGUAUUCGGAAUGUGGGGAUAUGACACAGUUUGGGCGAUAGCAAUGGCAGUGGAGAAGGCUGGCACAGCACAUUCAAUCUACUUAAAGCCAAAUACAAGCGAGAUUAGAGUUGAUAUUGCAGGCUUAGGAAGAUUUGAAAUGGGUCAAAAGCUUCUUAACACAUUGCAAAAUACAAGAUUUGAAGGCCUAAGUGGAACCUUUGGUUUGGUUGAAGGACAACUGAAGCCUUCAGUCUUUGAAAUAUUCAAUGUGGUAGGAGAACAUGAGAGAAUUAUUGGAUACUGGAGCCAGAAGAAAGGACUUCACAGAGAUUUGGAAAGCAAAGAAGUGAAAUCAACUUCCAUGGAUGUACUCAAGCCGCCAAUCUGGCCAGGAGACACCACAAAUGUUCCAAAGAACUUGAGAAUCGGUGUUCCAGUGAAAGAAGGUUUUACUGAGUUCGUUAAAGUGGAGUGGCAAUCGAAUAACAAUAUGACUACACUUUCGGGUUUCUCCAUAGAAGUGUUCAAAGAAGUUCUGGCCGUUUUAGAAUUUGCCCUCUCCUACGAGUUUGUUCCUUUCCAUAAAAAUCACAAGAGCGCUGGCUCUUAUGAUGAACUUAUUUACAAGAUCAAAGAGAAGGAAUUCGAUGCUGUGGUGGGAGACACGACAAUUGUGGCUAAUCGAUCAAAAGAUGUUGAUUUUACAAUGCCUUAUUCAGAAUCUGGUGUGAGGAUGGUAGUUUUGGUGAAAGAUAAUGAGAAAAAAAACUUUUGGAUAUUCUUAAAGCCAUUAAGUUGGAAACUUUGGUUAACGACUGGCUUAGGCCUUAUCUUUACAGGCUUCGUUGUAUGGGUUCUUGAACACCGUAUAAACACAGAAUUUAGAGGCUCCAAACAAGACCAACUUGGCACCAUUUUUUGGUUCUCCUUCUCCACACUNAAUCUCAAAAUCUCUUUAGAUUUGAUGAAGAAUGAACAAGUGCACGCCAUCAUAGGACCUCAAAGCUCAUCCCAAGCUAAGUUUGUGAUAGAACUGGGAACAAAAGCAAAUGUUCCAAUCAUCUCAUUUUCAGCCACAAGUCCCUUUCUUUCUCUAUCUGAUCAGACUGAUUUCUUCAUUCGCACAACCCAUGAUGACUCCUUUCAAGUGAAAGCCAUCGCAGACAUUGUUAUUGCUUAUGGUUGGAGGGCUGUUAUCCCAAUCUAUGAAGAUACAGAUUUUGGCAAUGGCUUGAUUCCAUAUCUCAUUAAUGCCUUUCAAGAGGCUAACAUUUUAAUGCCCAAUAGAAGUUCCAUUUCGCCACACUCUAAUGGCAGCCAAAUUUUGAAGGAGCUCCAAAUGCUUAAAACCAUGCAAACCAAGAUUUUCCUGGUGCACAUGACUGCUUCGCUAGGGUCCAAGCUCUUUGUACAAGCGAAGAAAGCUGGAAUGAUGAAGGAAGGAUAUGCGUGGAUCGUCACCGAAGGACUAUCGACUUUGUUUGAUCCUGUAGUUUCCAAAAGCAUGCAUUCAAUGGAAGGUGUUUUGGGUCUAAGGACACAAUUACCCAACUCAAUGAAGAAAUUUAAACAUUCCAAAUCGAAAUGGAUGAAGUUAUAUAAGCCAAAUGGUUCGAUAAGUAUCGAAAACGUAUUCGGAAUGUGGGGAUAUGACACAGUUUGGGCGAUAGCAAUGGCAGUGGAGAAGGCUGGCACAGCACAUUCAAUCUACUUAAAGCCAAAUACAAGCGAGAUUAGAGUUGAUAUUGCAGGCUUAGGAAGAUUUGAAAUGGGUCAAAAGCUUCUUAACACAUUGCAAAAUACAAGAUUUGAAGGCCUAAGUGGAACCUUUGGUUUGGUUGAAGGACAACUGAAGCCUUCAGUCUUUGAAAUAUUCAAUGUGGUAGGAGAACAUGAGAGAAUUAUUGGAUACUGGAGCCAGAAGAAAGGACUUCACAGAGAUUUGGAAAGCAAAGAAGUGAAAUCAACUUCCAUGGAUGUACUCAAGCCGCCAAUCUGGCCAGGAGACACCACAAAUGUUCCAAAGAACUUGAGAAUCGGUGUUCCAGUGAAAGAAGGUUUUACUGAGUUCGUUAAAGUGGAGUGGCAAUCGAAUAACAAUAUGACUACACUUUCGGGUUUCUCCAUAGAAGUGUUCAAAGAAGUUCUGGCCGUUUUAGAAUUUGCCCUCUCCUACGAGUUUGUUCCUUUCCAUAAAAAUCACAAGAGCGCUGGCUCUUAUGAUGAACUUAUUUACAAGAUCAAAGAGAAGGAAUUCGAUGCUGUGGUGGGAGACACGACAAUUGUGGCUAAUCGAUCAAAAGAUGUUGAUUUUACAAUGCCUUAUUCAGAAUCUGGUGUGAGGAUGGUAGUUUUGGUGAAAGAUAAUGAGAAAAAAAACUUUUGGAUAUUCUUAAAGCCAUUAAGUUGGAAACUUUGGUUAACGACUGGCUUAGGCCUUAUCUUUACAGGCUUCGUUGUAUGGGUUCUUGAACACCGUAUAAACACAGAAUUUAGAGGCUCCAAACAAGACCAACUUGGCACCAUUUUUUGGUUCUCCUUCUCCACACUUGUCUUUGCUCACAGGGAGAGGGUGCUGAACAACUGGUCUAGAUUUGUGUUGAUAAUAUGGGUUUUUGUGGUGCUUAUUUUGACACAAAGUUACACUGCAAACUUAACUUCAAUGUUAACAGUGCAGCGUUUGCAGCCUUCAUUUGCUAAUGUUGAAGAGAUCCGGAAACUUGGUUACUCGGUGGGAUACCAGAAUGAUUCUUUUGUGAAGGAUCUCUUAGCUAAACAAUUGAAAUUUAACGAAUCCAAUUUGUGGAGUUAUCGCACCCCAGAAGAGUUUGAUAAAGCAUUGUCUAGUGGAACUGUUGCUGCAAUUUUUGAUGAAAUUCCCUACAUAAAUGUCUUUCUUGCUCAGUACUGUUCCAGAUACAUGAUGAUCGGACCAACAUACGAAACUGACGGAUUUGGCUUUGCGUUUCCACUAGGAUCUCCACUGGUCUCUAACAUCUCAAGGGCAAUACUGAACGUUACUCAAGAUAAAGAUAAAAUGGAGGCCAUUGAAAAGAAGACUUUAGGAACAAUAGCCAACUGUGAAGGUCACGGUGACACUGCCAAAAUACCUUCUAGUACUACUGAUCUCAGCGUGCACAGCUUCGGAGGUCCAUUCAUCAUCACAGGAGCAGCUUCCAUAUUUUCGGUCUUCAUAUAUAUAUUUUACGUUGUUUCUUCACACUGGCCUGAAGACUCAAACAGAUCCUUUUGGUCAAAAGUUAAUUAUUUGAAAAAGCUUUUCGACACAAAAGAUGAUAAUCCCACCUUCCAAAAUUUGCAGCGAAGCGAAUCCAGGGUUCAUCCUGUAGCAAUUCCGGAGGGAAAUGAUGCUUCACCUGAUCAUGAUACUGAUGAUAUGCAGAACCAUCCAAGAAUGGGUUCUGAUUCCGGAGAAGAAGAUGUUGAAGCUGGUAAUGAGCAUGAUGAUGAAGUUCAUUCUUCAGUGGAUAGUGAUACACCUAUGUUUGUUCCACAGUUCCCAUCUUAGACACAAAAUUAACACUUGAUUUUUAAUGUGUUAUCAUUUCCCUGAACAUGAUGUGAAUUGACAUGAAUUUCAAAGGAUCUUGGUAUUGGACUGGUGUAUCAUAAAAUUAGGAUCAUGUAAUGUUAUACCAGAAGGUGGAGUUCAUUUUGAGUACCGUGCCGUUAUUUUUUUAUGUACUCCUGACCAUGAUUUCGAUAAAUUGCAAAUUAACUAACAGA